AUUUUCAUUUAUUAAAAAAAAUUCGUGCCGUACAGAACGUCGAUUGUUUUCUCUCUGCCAUCAAAUCAAAAAUCACACAAAUUCAUUCCAAAACUCUCCUCACGUCGACGGCUCACGCUCACACAACUUCUUCAAAGUGAAAUUUAUAUUUCAUUGAAAUUUAUCAUUUUAUUAUUUCAAUUUUGACUGCAACUUAAACAAAAAUGGCUGGAGGUAAAGCUGGAAAAGAUUCUGGGAAGGCAAAAGCAAAGGCAGUAUCACGAUCUGCACGAGCAGGACUUCAGUUCCCUGUUGGUAGGAUCCAUAGGCACUUGAAGAGCCGAACCACAAGUCAUGGACGCGUUGGAGCAACCGCCGCUGUAUAUUCUGCUGCUAUUUUAGAAUAUCUAACUGCUGAGGUUCUCGAAUUAGCUGGUAAUGCAUCAAAGGAUUUAAAAGUAAAACGUAUCACCCCUCGUCAUUUACAAUUGGCCAUUCGUGGAGACGAAGAAUUGGACAGUCUGAUCAAAGCCACUAUUGCCGGAGGUGGUGUCAUUCCACAUAUUCACAAAUCUUUGAUUGGAAAAAAGGAGGACAAUGUUCAAGACUCUCAGCGAAAGAAUACUGUCAUUUUGUCCCAAGGGUAUUAAAGCUUAUUUCCGUAUUGUUAUGAUAAAAUUAACGUACUUUUAAUAAUUAAAUAAUAUUUUACAUAAAUAUUUUUUAUUUCUAAUGAAAAAAAAAACAACAAAAAACUAAAAAAAAACGACCACAAUCACUUCUUUUUUAAAAAACGAUUGAAUAAAUAAAUUUUAAUGUAAUUUUUUUGUUUGGAAAA
Messenger RNA from Eupeodes corollae, 817 nucleotides. It is a transcript of the gene His2Av, whose product is annotated as histone H2A.v. The transcript is spliced from 5 exons. The record is from RefSeq and is a predicted model, not a curated record. Gene Ontology annotation, molecular function: DNA binding; structural constituent of chromatin; protein heterodimerization activity. NCBI's taxonomy places the organism in Eukaryota, Metazoa, Arthropoda, Insecta, Diptera, Syrphidae. Gene Ontology annotation, cellular component: nucleosome. Bases 204 to 629 code for a protein of 141 amino acids.